This is a messenger RNA of Ziziphus jujuba (common jujube), 1199 nucleotides long. Its product is annotated as NDR1/HIN1-like protein 13. The record is from RefSeq and is a predicted model, not a curated record. Gene Ontology annotation, cellular component: plasma membrane. The transcript has a single exon. Lineage: Eukaryota; Viridiplantae; Streptophyta; Magnoliopsida; Rosales; Rhamnaceae. The coding region runs from base 196 to 957 and encodes 253 amino acids.
UUUUUAUUAUAAUUAUUAUUACCCGAAAACACCCUAACACCUUCUGUCUGACUCUUUCUUUUCCCUUCUCUUCUCUUAUUUUUCUCCUUUCUUUUCGUUUCUCUUCCUUUCAUUAACAAAAACCCAUCCCCCUUAACUCUUUCCUUGCCAUAAAAUUAAUCAAACACAACCUUUUCCUUUCUCUCUCGCACCACUAUGACAGACAGGGUUUAUCCCUCAGCAAAACCCGCCGGAAACGGCACCGGUGCCGCCACCACCAACCCAACUUUUCCCGCAACCAAAGCCCAGCUCUACAGCAACGCUCGUCCGGCUUACCGUCCCCAAGCCAGCCACCGCCGCCGAAGCCGCUUAUGCUCUUGCUGUCUCUGGCUAACCCUCGUAAUCGUCGUCCUCAUCGUCUUGAUCGCAAUCGCCGCCGCCGUUUUCUACGUCCUUUACCGCCCUCAGCGCCCUACGUUCUCCGUCACUUCGCUCAAACUCUCCUACCUCAAUCUCACCUCUUCCAAUCGGCUGAAUUCCAAAUUCGACAUCACAGUCGACGCUCGGAACCCUAAUAAGAAGCUCGUCUACGUGUAUAACCCCAUGGCCAUAGCUGUUUACUCCGACGAUGUCGAUGUCGGCGAUGGGGUUAUUCCUUCUUUCGUCCAUGGGAAGAAGAACACCACGGUUUUGAAGACGAAGAUCGCGAGCAAUGGGAAAGUGGUGGAUGACUCGUCGGCGAGUGAGUUGAAGAAGGGGUUGAAGAGCAAGAACGGUUUGCCAUUGAAGAUUAAGUUGGAUACAAAAGUGAAGGUCAAGGCUGGAGGGUGGUUGAAGACUCCGAAAGUUGGGGUUAGGGUUUCUUGUGACGGAAUCAGAGUGACUCCACCGACGGGGAAGACUCCGGCGACGGCUUCGACUUCGAAAGCUAAGUGUAAGGUUGAUGUAAGAGUCAAGAUCUGGAAAUUGACCUUCUGAUCAGUAAUUCUUUUCGAGGUCAAAGAAAAAUUUUAAAAAACAAAAAAGGUGUGAAUUUUUAUUUUUAUUUUUAUUUUUAUUUUUAUUUUUCUGUUAUUCACUUUUCAUAAUUUUGCCGUGUUUUCUUUGUUUGAUUUUGUAAAUUUGGAAGAAAAAAAAAAUAUUGGUGAAUUGUUUGUAUUUAGAAUAGAAGGAAAUUUAUAUUUUAUAUAUAUAUAUAUAUAUUUUUUUUUGCUGAGGAA